Gloeophyllum trabeum ATCC 11539 is the source of this 1594-nucleotide messenger RNA. RefSeq lists its product as uncharacterized. NCBI's taxonomy places the organism in Eukaryota, Fungi, Basidiomycota, Agaricomycetes, Gloeophyllales, Gloeophyllaceae. The record is from RefSeq and is a predicted model, not a curated record. Bases 167 to 1459 code for a protein of 430 amino acids. The transcript is spliced from 5 exons.
GCUUCCAGGGGGCUGCGCUCCAUGUUAUAAACUCCAAGAGGGCUCGACCUCAUUGUCGCAACUUGGUCGCAGCAGCCAUGACGCGCAGCAGGUGCCUCCUCCCCCGCAGUAUUCAUAUGAGGCGGCGAACGAAGUGUUCGUCCCCCCAAACCUUACAGCCAAUUCAAUGCAGCCAGUACACCCAGAAUCGGCCGGACGGAGAUUCCUCAAGGCCUUCGGCAUAGCCAUCCUCAUAUGGUUCCUGCUGGGUGCGUUCACCAGCAGCCUAUAUGACGUUGCGCACCAGGGCCAUAGACAUGGGUCGUUUCCUUACGUGUACCAGGGCGGGCCGUCGGAGGGAGAUGGUCGAGCAGACUGCAGUUCGGGUGCCCAAUGGCAGUCGUCGGCGGCGGGGUGGUACGACUCUGCAUCGGUCAAUGCUACGGGCUCCUACCCCAGGUCGGUCGCAACCUCGCUGGAGCUCCCCUUGUCGUCCGACUUGCUCUACUUUGUCGCCCGCGGAGCGCAAAUGUCGGGCAAUCUGGACGUCUUGGACGACGGCAAGAACCGCGGCGUUGUCAAAGUGGACGUCGUAAUAUACUACCGUGAACAGAGCGCGCUCGACCGGACGUCUGUCUGCAAGCUGAAACGCGGAGACGGCGAAAAUGGCGUUGGAUUCUUCACGCCCACGAUUCCAGAACAUGGCUCAUGGCGAGACCAGAUCCGUUUUGACCUUACUGUCCAUUUGCCGGUCUUCCCGACGGACGGGGUCCUCCAUAUCCCGGCUUUCGACACGCAUCUCCCUAAUUUUUCAGAGCGGUUGGGCGAUCUGGGGAACACCGUCCUUUUUGAGUCCUUGUCGCUGCGAUCUACGAAUGCCCCGAUUUCCAGCAAGUCCGUUGCUGCUAAACGAGCAGACAUUCAGUCGAGCAACGGCCCGAUUCAAGGCAGUUUCAGGACGGACAGUCAUCUGAGCCUCGUCACCUCCAACGCGCGUAUCCAGGCUCAAGUGGAGCUCUACAACAACGGUGGCGCUGACACCACCGACCUGGUCCUAAUCACGACUAAUGGUGCCGUUGAAUCAGAGAUCAGCGCGUACUCGACCUCCGGCUCCGGCUCCGGUGGCUCUUUCAAAACCUCAGCCAAGACAAGCAAUAAUCGCAUCACACUGUCGCAUGUCGAGGCACCGGUGGACUCCGUGCUCGAUCUCACGGCGAGGACGACCAAUGGAGCUGCCACCGUGCACUUGCAUCCGACAUUCGAAGGCACGUUCGAGCUGAGCACGUCGAAUGCGCAGCCGUCGGUCGAGGUAAGUCGUGAUGAGGAUGACCCCAAGGGCCGCGGGCGACGGAGGCAGGUGUGGCAGACCACCCGGCGCCGGGGUACCCUGCAGGGGACCGUGUACUGGGAUGAAGCCAGGAAGGAUACAGGAUCCGUGAAGGUGACGAGCAGCAAUGCGCCCAUUCACGUCAUUCUAUGAUUUGGCCACAUGUUUGGUUUUGGAUUGUUACGCGGUCUGGAAUUACUGUGUACGCUCAGCGUGGUAUACAGCGUAAUAUUCUGUUGUACUAGUAUGCCUAACUGCGAAUUUGACAUGUACUUGGUUAAAGCAAAC